CCCGCCCCGCUCUGCUCCGACCUUGCCGCGGCGCAGCCGGGGUGGGAGGUGGGGAGGAGCAGCGGGAGGAGCGGAGCGAGGGCAGCGCCGGGCGCAGUCUCCAAUGAGCUGCGCGCAACCUGCGCCCCUGACGACCCGAGCCCUCUGCGCCCCCUCCCCACGGUUCACCUGGUGCCAGGAACGGACUGGUGCGACUUCCCACGGCUCCCCACGUUCUACAGAGGCGCCUGCCCCCGGAUCCUGAGCACCCUGGCUGUGGCAGAAGCCUGGGGGACCCGACCUGGGCCUGCGGAUCUUGGCAAACGUUCCCCCUCAGCCUCCCCAGCUGGUCUGGCCUCGCCCCACGGACCAUGGCCUUGCCCCCAUGAGCUAAAGCCUGUGCCUCGGCACCUGCCUGCCGCCAGCCAGCAGGAUGCAGCUGUGGAAGGCGGUGGUGGUGACCCUGGCCUUCAUGAGCAUGGACGUCGGCAUGACCACGGCCAUCUACGUCCUCAGCCACCUGGACCGCAGCCUGCUGGAGGACAUCCGCCAUUUCAACAUCUUUGACUCGGUGCUGGACCUCUGGGCGGCCUGCCUGUACCGCAGCUGCUUGCUGCUGGGAGCCACCAUCGGCGUGGCCAAGAACAGCGCCCUGGGGCCCCGGCGGCUCCGGGCCUCCUGGACGGUCGUCGCCCUCGUGUGCCUCUCCGCGGGCAUCUACACCGUGGUGAAGCUGCUACUCUUCUCCGAGGUGCGCAAGCCAGUGCGGGACCCGUGGUUCUGGGCCCUGUUUGCGUGGACUUACCUCUCGCUCGCCGCCUCCUUAGUGCUCUGGUGGCUGCUGUCCACAGUGCGGCCGGACGCCAAGGCCCUGGAGCGGGGGGCCGAGGCCGAGGGCUUCCCCCGGGAGGACCGGCCCCCUCGUGAGCAGGCCUCCGGGGCCACGCUACGGAAGCUGCUGUCCUACACCAAGCCGGACGUGGCCUUCCUCGUGGCAGCCUCCUUCUUCCUCGUCAUGGCAGCUCUGGGAGAGACCUUCCUUCCCUACUACACCGGCCGGGCCAUUGACGGCAUUGUCAUCCAGAAGAGCAUGGAGCAGUUCAGCACGGCGGUCAUUGUCAUGUGCCUGCUGGCCAUCGGCAGCUCAUUUGCCGCAGGUAUUCGGGGCGGCAUUUUUACCCUCAUAUUUGCCAGACUGAACAUUCGCCUUCGAAACCGUCUCUUCCGCUCACUGGUGUCCCAGGAGAUGAGCUUCUUUGACGAGAACCGCACAGGGGACCUCAUCUCCCGCCUCACCUCGGACACCACCAUGGUCAGCGACUUGGUGUCGCAGAAUAUCAACAUCUUCUUGCGGAACACGGUCAAGGUCACGGGCGUGGUAGUCUUCAUGUUCAGCCUCUCGUGGCAGCUCUCCUUGGUCACCUUCAUGGGCUUCCCCAUCAUCAUGAUGGUGUCCGACAUCUACGGCAAGUACUACAAGAGACUCUCCAAAGAGGUCCAGAACGCCCUGGCAAGGGCCAGCAGCACAGCCGAGGAGACCAUCAGUGCCAUGAAGACAGUGCGGAGCUUUGCCAACGAGGAGGAGGAGGCCGAGGUGUACUCCCGGAAGCUUCAGCAGGUGUACAAGCUGAAUAGGAAGGAGGCCGCAGCCUACACGUAUUACGUCUGGGGCAGCGGGCUCACGCUGCUGGUAGUCCAGGUCAGCAUCCUCUACUACGGGGGCCACCUCGUCAUCUCGGGGCAGAUGACCAGCGGCAACCUCAUCUCCUUCAUCAUCUAUGAGUUUGUCCUGGGAGACUGUAUGGAGUCCGUGGGCUCCGUCUAUAGUGGCCUGAUGCAGGGAGUGGGGGCCGCUGAGAAGGUGUUCGAGUUCAUUGACCGGCAGCCAACCAUGGUGCAUGAUGGGAACUUGGCCCCUGACCACCUGGAGGGCCGGGUGGACUUUGAGAACGUGACCUUCACCUACCGCACUCGGCCCCACACCCAAGUCCUGCAGAAUGUGUCCUUCAGCCUGUCCCCAGGAAAGGUGACCGCGCUCGUGGGACCCUCGGGCAGUGGGAAGAGUUCCUGCGUCAACAUCCUGGAGAACUUCUACCCGCUGGAGGGGGGCUGCGUGCUGCUGGAUGGGAAGCCCAUCAGCGCCUAUGACCACAAGUACCUGCACCGCGUGAUCUCCCUGGUGAGCCAGGAGCCCGUGCUCUUCGCCCGCUCCAUCACAGACAACAUCUCCUACGGCCUGCCCGCCGUGCCCUUCGAGAUGGUGGUGGAGGCUGCACAGAAGGCAAAUGCCCAUGGCUUCAUCAUGGAGCUCCAGGACGGCUACAAUACAGAGACUGGGGAGAAGGGCGCCCAGCUGUCGGGCGGCCAGAAGCAGCGGGUGGCCAUGGCCCGGGCUCUGGUGCGGAACCCACCCGUCCUCAUCUUGGACGAAGCCACCAGUGCUCUGGAUGCGGAGAGCGAGUACCUGAUCCAGCAGGCCAUCCACGGCAACCUGCGCAAGCACACGGUGCUCAUCAUCGCACACCGCCUGAGCACGGUGGAGCGCGCGCACCUCAUCGUGGUGCUGGACAAGGGCCGCGUGGUACAGCAGGGCACGCACCAGCAGCUGCUGGCCCAGGGCGGCCUCUACGCCAAGCUGGUGCAGCGGCAGAUGCUGGGGCUCGAGCCCGCCUCGGACUUCUCGGCAGGCCACAAGGAGCCGCCGGGCAGCGGCGGUCACAAGGCCUGACCGCGGGCCCUGCCUCUCACGGUGGGGCCGAGGCCCUGGCGCCCGCCUGGCAGAUGGACCCGUGGGGGCCCCCCCACGCUGCCCCCUGAGCCCAGGCCCACAGCACUGGAGGGCAACCUGCCACGUCCCACGUGUCACUGCUUCCUGCAUCGUGCCCCCGGUUCCCACCCCGUCCGCCGGGCCACCACCAGCCCCCCGCCCCCCUUCCCUGUUGCCAUGAGCCGCCUCCUCCAGCCGGGGCAGUGGAGACACCACUGGUCUCUCCAUCUGGUCUCCCAAGGCUUCUAAGAGAAGGUAGAACCACCUUUUUAAACCAAGAUCUUACCAGGUUUUUUACUGCUUGGUUCGAUGGGCUCCAGUCAACUCCCAGAUUUCAAAAACACUUUUUUUUUUUAAUUGGGAGUAAUGAUGGGCAAGGUCACUGAGAUGUUCUAGAAACUUCUGAGCCAGGAGUGAAUGAUCCUUCCUAAUAGCCUGGGGGAUUCCAGGGGAGAACUAGGCCUCUACCCUUUGCCCCUUGAGAGACGGGGCUUUUCUGUCCCAGAUGGGGGACACAGAGGAGGGGACUUCCUCUCUCACUCUUCCCAGCUUCGUGAGUCAGGCCAAGGGUCAGCAGGGAGAGUGGGAACACCUGUCUGCCCGUGGUCCCUGCCGCCCUGCCAAAUCUAAGCCAGUCUUACUGUGAACCACUACUAACCUUAACUGGGGGAGUGAGGGGCUGGCCAGGCCUGGCAGAGCCUCAGGGUGUCCCCAGCCCUGCACCCAGCUUGAUCUGCCUCAUCCCCUGCUCCCAUCACCCCCCUUCCAGCCGGCAGCCCCCCUCCCACAUCCACCCCUGCCGCUCUGCUCUUCGGAGGCCCGGAGGCCCUUCAGAUGUUGGAUGCUUGAGAGACACAUUUUCUUCCCUGUCUGAUAGAUGGGACGGUGGCAAAGCUCAGGCUCUGGCUUUGCGGGGGGGGUGGG
Ailuropoda melanoleuca (giant panda) is the source of this 3670-nucleotide messenger RNA. RefSeq names its product ATP binding cassette subfamily B member 9 (gene ABCB9). The transcript has 13 exons. The coding region runs from base 413 to 2707 and encodes 764 amino acids. Gene Ontology annotation, molecular function: ABC-type oligopeptide transporter activity; ATP hydrolysis activity; ABC-type peptide transporter activity. Gene Ontology annotation, cellular component: lysosomal membrane. Lineage: Eukaryota; Metazoa; Chordata; Mammalia; Carnivora; Ursidae. The record is from RefSeq and is a predicted model, not a curated record. Gene Ontology annotation, biological process: peptide transport; transmembrane transport.